UUCAUGGCUGCGCUCAAUCACAGCAACUUUGACCCGAUCACGUUUGUCUUGACCGGGAUCCCAGGCAUGGAGGACUCUCACAUCUGGAUCUCCGUCCCCUUCUGCCUGAUGUACGUGGCUGCCCUGGCCGGGAACUCCUUCCUCCUGCUCCUCAUUGCCACGGACCGCAGCCUCCACCAGCCCAUGUGCCUCUUCCUGGCCAUGCUGUCUGUGGCUGACCUCAUGCUGUCCACGGCCACCGUGCCUGAAAUGCUGGCCAUCUUCUGGUUCGGCUCCAGGGAGAUCUCCUUUGAUGCCUGCAUCGCCCAGAUGUUCUUCACCCACUUCAGCUUCAUCGCCGAGUCAACGAUCCUGCUUGCCAUGGCCUUCGACCGCUACGUGGCCAUCUGCUACCCGCUGCGUUACAUGGCCAUCCUGACACCCUCAGCCAUCGGGAAGAUGGCCGUGGCGGCCGUCCUGAGGGGACUGUGCAUCAUGUUCCCGCCCAUUUUCCUCCUCAAGAGGCUGCCCUACUGCGGCCAUAGCACCAUGCCCCACACCUACUGCGAGCACAUGGGCAUUGCCCGGCUGGCCUGCGCGGACAUCACCGUCAACAUCUGGUACGGCUUCACCACCACCCUCCUGUCCUCGGGGCUGGACGUGGUGCUGAUCGCGCUAUCGUAUGCCAUGAUCCUCAGGGCUGCCUUCCGGCUCCCCUCCAAAGAGGCCCGUCUCAAGGCCCUGGGCACCUGCGGCUCCCACCUCUGCGUCAUCCUGCUGUUCUACGUGCCAGCCUUCUUCUCCUUCCUCACCCACCGCUUUGGCCACAACAUUCCCAGCUGCAUCCACAUCCUGUUGGCCAACCUCUAUGUGGUGGUGCCUCCCAUGCUCAACCCCAUUGUCUAUGGAGUCAGAACGAGACAGAUCCGGGAGCGGGUCAUCCGGAUCGUGGUGAAGACCCCCUGGCAGAAGGAAGAAUUCCUCGUCCACAAGGACAUGCCUGUCCGGGAGCUGAAAGAGCACGUCAGCCGGCACUUCUCCUCUUCUCCCGACCAAGUGGUGCUGGUCUACGCCGGAAGGCUCCUAAAAGACCACAAGACCCUUGGCCAGCACGGGGUCCACCUGGACAGCAAUGCCACUCUCUAUGUGGUCAUCCGGUCCCCCCGAGGGCGCUCCUUCCGGCAGCCGGCAGCAGGUCCUCCCGGCGGCAACCUCUCGGCUCAGAAGGCUCCCCGGAGCAGCCCCUUGGCCAGCGAGGGCCUCCGGGAGCUGACGGCCAGCCUGGGCCUCAACACGGCCAACUUUGUCGAGUUCCAGAGCCAGCUCAUGUCCAAUCCCGAGUUGAUGCUCCAGCUCUUGGAAAACCCCUCCAUCCAGAGCAAGCUCUCCAGCCCAGGCUUGAUGAAGGAGCUGGCCACCAACAGCCCCCAAGUGCGGCAGGUGAUUCAGAGAGCCCCUGAGAUCAGCCGUGUCCUCAGCUCCCCUGAAGGCAUGAGGCUGGUGGUGGAGCUGGCCAGGAACCCCACGGCUGUGCGGGAAAUCAUCAAAUCCCCACCCCAGGCCCUGAGCUACCUGGGCGGUGCCGGGGGGGCCUCCGGGGGAGACAACAACAGCAGUGCCCUGCAGGGCCAUUUUGCGGAGAUGCAGGGCCUGGGGCAGAAAGCCCUGCCCAAGAAGCUUGGGCCGAGCCUGCCGCCAGCCCCCCCGGCCUCGGAGCAGGGCAAGAAGCCAGCCCAUGCCAGAGCGCAGCUGCCUUCUCCUAGGACGUGGCCCCCGAAACACCCUGGCGCCCAGGACCUGGCCACUGGCAGCAGAGACCACAGCAAGGGAGAGAGUGGUGGCAGCAGCCGGGGCGAGGCUGGGCAGCUGGCCUCCGCAGCGGUGAAGAACCUGCUCCACCAGAUCAUCAGGCACCUUCUGCAGAACAUUGUGAGCGGCCCCUGCGGCAGGAACCCUGCUGGGCAGGGGCACAGCCAGAGCCCAGAGCCGGUGGCCAAGGUGGCCCAGAGGAGCCCUGCUGCGGCCAGGAGCCCCCGCGAGCAGCAGCCGCCCCCGGCGCCCCUGCAGGUCCCGGCGCUCCUGCAACAGAUCCAGGACACAGACGUCCUGCUGGCCAGCUGGAGCCCCAAGGAGCUCCAGGGCCUGCUUGAGAUCCAGCAGCGGCUGCAGGCCCUGGCCACCGACGAGCCGGCCGAGCGGCCAGCCAGACUGGCCAGGCGGUCCGCACGGAGAGCGCACUCCAUCACCUCCCUCUGCGACCUCCUCCCCGCCGCCGCCGCCCGGGUGGGGCGCCAGGAUUUCUCUGCCCAGCAGAUCUUGCAGGCUCUGGUGGGGGCCGAUUUCGCAGCCAGUGCCAAGCCCGCCAGCCACCUGCGGGGCUCUUCUGCGCGGCCGUCUUCCAAGCAGAAGCGGACGUACAAGCUCUGAGACCAAAGCUGGGCCACCGCUGGAGGGGAGGCUGGGCUCCUGGGGUGGUGGCGGCGGCCACUGCUGCUGCCGCUGCUGUGCCCCUGCUGGAGCGUCAUAAAGGAGUGGAUCUCGUGGUUUCUGAUUAAAAGGCUUUACCUCU
This is a messenger RNA of Hemicordylus capensis (graceful crag lizard), 2548 nucleotides long. RefSeq names its product ubiquilin-1-like. Gene Ontology annotation, cellular component: membrane. The record is from RefSeq and is a predicted model, not a curated record. Bases 4 to 2406 code for a protein of 800 amino acids. Gene Ontology annotation, biological process: G protein-coupled receptor signaling pathway. Gene Ontology annotation, molecular function: olfactory receptor activity; G protein-coupled receptor activity; protein binding. The transcript is spliced from 2 exons. Lineage: Eukaryota; Metazoa; Chordata; Lepidosauria; Squamata; Cordylidae.